Molecule: messenger RNA, 2753 nt
Organism: Leptidea sinapis
Lineage: Eukaryota; Metazoa; Arthropoda; Insecta; Lepidoptera; Pieridae
Gene: SOCS6
Product: suppressor of cytokine signaling 6-like
Exons: 3
Coding region: 131-1060 (309 amino acids)
Biological process (GO): intracellular signal transduction; phosphatidylinositol phosphate biosynthetic process
Cellular component (GO): phosphatidylinositol 3-kinase complex
Molecular function (GO): 1-phosphatidylinositol-3-kinase regulator activity
Source: RefSeq, a predicted model, not a curated record
AUUUUGUCUUACAACAACAUUAUGUAUUGUAGCUAGUUUAAUAAGUUAAGACUGACACAAUUCUUUAAAUAUUUGUCUUUGAUUUUUAAGUAACAUAAAAUUGUACUAUAUGAAAAAAGUCGCCUAAAAGAUGAAUAAUAAAAACUAUGAACGAUGUUCACAUUGCAAUCGAAGAAAAUGGCUUACAACUGGCUGCCUUAGAAAAUGGUUAAAACCUAUGGAAUGCAAGCACUUAUCAAGAAAUUUAGAUAGUAAGAGAGGAGAUUUCAAUAAUACAGAUAUAGGAAAUUGUGUUUUUCUAUCAGAGAGGACACCUAAUGUUAACAAUAAUAAGUUCGUUAAGUUUUGGAAAAACAAACUUUUUAUAACUGGCAGUGUCAGAUCUUUUCAACGGUAUUUUGGACGCAAAUCGACUAACAGUGACUAUUGUAACAAACCUGUAGUUGCUUCUUCUUCUGGAGAAAAAAUAUCAUUGUACUCUAAACAUGAAUUAAAAAAGGAUACAGAAUUAGACGCAAAUUCUGUUAAUAAUUGUCAACAUUCAAAUGAUCAUUCUGUUUUGAGGGGGCAUCGUCUACAUGCUUCAUUGGAAAGUUGUGAAAUAUAUUGUCAGCUUGUUAAACACGGUUGGUACUGGGGUGGGAUAACAGCAAGUGAAGCAGAAGAACUUCUUGCAGGACAACAUGACAAUGUCUUCCUUGUUAGAGACUCUUAUGACUCUCGCCAUAUCUUAUGUGUGUCAUUUCGCUGUGUUGGUCGUACACUUCAUGCACGUUUAAGACAUGCAGAUGGAUUAUUCUCACUGAACAAUGAGACAUUUGUGCCAGCAAGUAGAAUAUCAGAACACUGUGCUACUGUUGAUGUUAAAUCUAAUUUGUUUGAGAUGCCAGUCAAGUUAGCCAGGCCACUAAAUAGGUUUGCAAAAUUAGAUUCUCUUCAAAAGAUCUGCAGAUUUGUUAUAAGACAAACAGUUGCUGAAACAUUGUGGAGUGAGUUACCACUACCACCAAACCUCAUUUGUUAUGUCUCCGUUGGAAGUGAUUACAUCACACAUACAUAGUAACAAUCAGUUUGGAGGCUGUAACUAGUUGAUUGAACUAUAUAAAUUUGUAAUACUAUUGGUUUCAAUACUACAAUCAAAAUUUUACAAAACAGGUAAAAGUUUAGAGUAUAAUUUUGUAACUAGUUGUAGAUAUUGUUGGUGCUGUUGCCAAAACUUGUCAUGUGCAUAUAUUUGUUGUGUGACUAGAUAAUAAUAUAAUAAUAUUGACACACUUUUUACAAAAAUUAUAUUGCCCCAAGUUAAGCAUAUAUAGCCUGUGUAAUGGGUUACAAGACAAUGAUAUAAUAUUUAAUACAAUAUACUUACUUAAACAUACAUAUAUUCAUAUAAACAUACAUAAAUACAUAUAAACAUCCAUGACUCGGAAACAAACUUCUAUAUUCAUCAUAUAAAUGCUUGCACCUACCGGGAUUCGAACCCGGGACCUCUAGCUUAGUAGGUAGGAUAGCUAACCACUCGGCUAUACAGGUUGUAAUAAAUAUAUGGUUUCAUAUUUUUUAUCAGAUACCCAUUGUGACUUAUUAUAUGUAUAAAAAUGAAGCAUAUGGAAUGAACUUCCUUUUUCGGUGUUUCGAGGACAAUACAACAUGGGUACCUUCAAAAAAAGCGUGUACACCUUCCUUAACGGCUGGCAACACUCCUGUGAUUCCUCUGGUGACCCGUACACUUGUUUGUCCUCCUAUUCCAUAAAAAAAAAUAUGGUAUCAUAUUGAUUAAUAUUUUUAUAGAAACACUACACAACCACAUGAAAAUAAAGCAGCUUAGGAGUACUUACUCACUUUAAAUCAAUAUUUAACAGUUAUCUGAGAGAGACAGAUUAUUAAAAUCUGAUUCAUACAGCAUGACAAAACAAACUCAGUCAAAAAACUUGAUAUAUUAUUCUACUAUUAUUAUAUACAGUAUGGCGCUACAAUUGCGACAUUAAAUAUACACAAGGGUAGAUCUACUCAACCCUAAUCAUUUAAAAAAUAUUCAAUAACAAAAUACAUAAUUCACAUAAACAAAUCAAAGUUCCUUAAUAUAAUCUAGAAGCCACACACUAGCAUAGCCACUGACAUCUACUUCGUGCAGUCUUGUGUGACCACUUAAGGGUGAUUGAAAUUUUAUAUCCUAAAUAUAUAAUUUGUUUGUUUGAAAUAAUUGUCAAUUUCAAUUAUUAACAUAAAAUUUUAGAAUUAUUUUUAUUUUAAUGAUUUUUUUUUUUUUUUUUAAUUUAUUGCCAUGCCAUUUUAAUGUUAGAUAUUAAUAUUGCCAUGCUGUAUAAUUCUACGGUAAUAAACUUUUGUAAUAUAAAAAAAUGUAAAUAGAAUAAUGUGCAUUAUAGUUUUAGCAAGCAAACAACAAUAUCAACAUUGUUAAUUUAUCAGAUCACAAAUAUAUUAUUAUGUAUUGUAUCACAGUAAUGAUGUUCAGAAGGGUAGGAAAAAAAGAUGCAAUGAAAAUAAUAUUUUAUUAACUAGCAAACAAAAAUACUGUACUUGUAAUUCUACUGAAAACAUUGAAAUAAGCUAAUAGGCAACUGAUUAUUUCAGUGUAUUUAUACCCAGCAUGUUCUUCGCCUGUAAAGAAUAAAGUAUAUAAUUAAAACAUGGUUAUAUUUUUUAUAUUAAAUGUAAGUUCAAUGAGUGUUCAUAUAAUUAUGGAAAUUGUUACCUUUAUAAAAUUAUAGAAAAAUAUUUUGUAUAUCUAA